GUUGAAGCGCAGGGGUUCCAGGGGUUUAGGUUAUCGCAGGAAGGAAGCACGGAGUAGGGCCGUGGCGAAAGUGGUGGAUGUGGAGCAGGCUCGCCAAUCUUCGCGAGAGAGAGCAGAGAGUGAGGGUGAGUGAGGGUGAGUGAGGGAGAGAGAGAAAAGAGAAUCCAGGUGAGGGAGGGUGUUGUGGCAGGUCUGUAGCGAUGGGGAUGGUACGCAUCAGGCUCGCGCGCUUCGGCCGCAAGAACCUGCCAUUCUAUCGCAUCUUCGUGGCUGAUAGUCGCUCUCCUCGUGACGGAAAGCACCUUGAAGUUGUCGGGCAUUACAAUCCCUUGCCCGGGAAGGAUGGUAUGAAGCGUAUUGGUGUAAAUAGCGAUAGAAUCAAAUAUUGGUUGUCAGUUGGGGCUCAACCAUCAGAUACAGUACGAAGACUCCUUAACAAAGCAGGGAUUUUACCAGCUCCUCCUGUUCCGCACAUGCCGAAGAAGGGUCCAAACCCUUGACUCAGAAAAAAUGGUUAGUUAUUGUUGGAUUAGGAUUUGGCAAUAAUAAUCAAGUAGGGCCCCACUUCUUGGAUCAAAAGAUGAGUGACAUACUUGGAAGACCUAUACGGUAUCGGCACAAGCCCCAUUUGAAGAUCUGUUUCGGUGAUUAGAAAUUUCUAAUGUUAUAUGCAUCUGAUUCAAUCAUGAAUGCAAGAGCUUUCGAUCUUUGGAAAGGCGAUUGAUGGUGUCCAAUGUACGAGCUCAUGGAGUUCUCUGUCUGUUCUUUUUCCUUCGUCCACACGUGUAAAAUUUGUCUUCUUUCA
This is a messenger RNA of Physcomitrium patens, 805 nucleotides long. Its product is annotated as small ribosomal subunit protein bS16m/bS16c. Gene Ontology annotation, biological process: mitochondrial translation. Gene Ontology annotation, molecular function: structural constituent of ribosome. Gene Ontology annotation, cellular component: ribosome; small ribosomal subunit. Lineage: Eukaryota; Viridiplantae; Streptophyta; Bryopsida; Funariales; Funariaceae. The record is from RefSeq and is a predicted model, not a curated record.